Molecule: messenger RNA, 1774 nt
Organism: Bipolaris maydis ATCC 48331
Lineage: Eukaryota; Fungi; Ascomycota; Dothideomycetes; Pleosporales; Pleosporaceae
Source: RefSeq, a predicted model, not a curated record
ACCGCCCUCAUGUCCCUCCCUCCCGACUACUCCAACGAAAUCUCCACCCUCGACCGCGAAAUCCUCAAACACAAGCCUCACGACAUCCUCCAAUUCUGUGCCAAUUUCUUCAACCGCCGCCUCGAGUCGCAGCGAACAGAGUACCUGCUGUCGCAACAGCACGCCAGCCAUCAGGGCCGUGCCGAGAACAGCUUCCCGGGCAACAACCCCUUUAGCACCUCGCCCAGCAGCGGCAGCAGCUUUGCAAAGACGACCAUGCACCGCCUCGAGGAAGAAGAGGAGAACGACACCAUGACGUCGCCCACAGCCUCGACCUUUGCUGCCGUCGACUUUGCCCGCGCCCGCAACAACGGCAACCUGGGCGGCAGCCUGAGCCCCAACAACAUCACCCAGAUGCCGCCGCUUGUCGGAGACGGCCAGACCUUCCCCAACAACUACAACACCAACAGGCGCACCUCCGUCUCGGCCGAGUCCCUCAACCCCACCUCAAGUGCCGCCGACAACUUUACCCCGCCCUUUCAUCAGAAGACGCCCGACCAGCUGUCGCGUCUCAAGUCGGCCGUCUCUGGCAACUUCCUCUUCUCACAUCUCGAUGACGACCAAUCCUCAAUGGUCCUUGGUGCCCUGCACGAGAAGCCGAUACCAACAAAGGGCAUAAAGGUCAUCCAGCAGGGUGAUGUCGGAGAUUACUUCUACGUCGUCGAAAAGGGCUCAUUCGACAUCUACGUCAACCAGUCGGGAAAGCUCGAAGCAGGCGCUGAAGGUGCUGGCAACAAGGUGGGCACUGUCGGUCCCGGCGGCUCCUUUGGCGAGCUGGCUCUCAUGUACAAUGCGCCCCGUGCCGCCACAGUGACCUCGACCGAGCCAUCAACCCUCUGGGCACUCGACCGCAUCACCUUCCGCCGCAUUCUCAUGGACAGCGCCUUCCAGCGUCGACGCAUGUACGAGGGCUUCCUCGAAGAGGUCCCCUUGCUGUCCACCCUGACGCCCUAUGAGCGUUCAAAGAUUGCCGACGCUCUUGAAACCAAAAAAUACCCGCCCGGAACAACCAUCAUCCAAGAAGGCGAUGUUGGAGAGUCGUUCUUCCUGCUCGAGUCUGGAGAAGCAGAGGUCUUCAAGCGCGGCAUUGAUGGUCCUGUAAAUCAAUAUCAAAAGGGCGACUACUUUGGUGAAUUGGCUCUGCUCAAUGAUGCGCCCCGUGCUGCCUCGGUCAUCAGCAAGACCGAGGUCAAGGUCGCGACUCUUGGCAAGAACGGCUUCCAGCGACUGCUGGGACCUGUCGAGGGCAUCAUGAGGCGAAACGACCCUACCAAGUCGGUAUCCGAAGGCGACCACGUAGAUCCCCUCUCCUAGGCCUCGUAACCCCAUUCACCGCCAUCCCUGCGACACCAACAUGUUAACACCUGGGCAAAGGGUCAAAUAUCAACGUUAUGAAAACACAAGGGAAUCUGGGUAUUCGAUAUGUGCCUUGAUGUGGUGCUCUCUCUCUCUCUCUCUCUUCGGCGUUGUCGCAUGUAUUCCUACGCUUCCUACUGUCACUAAACAUUGUCUACCGUGAUGGAAGAGAAAAGGCUUUUGUUUCCUCGAGCAUAAUGGGCUUUAGUUGUGUGCUGCUCUGUUACCUAUACUCCAUUGCGUAUGAUAGUCAUGACUUAGACUUAUGCAUCGAUACUUUGAUUGGGUCGAUAGUUAAGUUGUGACGUGUCGCAAUGUAUUUCAGAUGCUUUUUUUUCUAUUAUGUCUUUUGUAUGCAAGCAUCGAAUCCUUCAAUGCA